This is a messenger RNA of Sclerotinia trifoliorum, 969 nucleotides long. The record is from the annotation of a GenBank genome assembly. Lineage: Eukaryota; Fungi; Ascomycota; Leotiomycetes; Helotiales; Sclerotiniaceae.
UAGGAAGCAGGUUUGAAAGGACUUUUCCUACCCAUUAGGACCACUCACUAGCCACCUGCCUUAUUCCCUUUUGAAAACAGGUUUGAAAGAGGCAUGGUUUUCUAUCUUGUUACCUUCUUGGAUCCGUGGCUAGUGUCAUCAUUCAUCCUGUGUUGAGUAUAAGAAGCAUCGCCUCCUCCUCUCAUUCACAUUUCUCAUACACAUCAACAAAAUAUUAAGUUUAUUUAAAUCCUCACUCAAAAAUCUAAUCAAAACAAACUUUUCAAACCCCAAAGCAAACUUUCAAACACAUCAAUCAAUAUGUCUGACAGUCUCCGCAAAGGUGUUGGUGAGCAAGUCUCCGAGAAAGUUACUCCUGACUCCCAAAAAUCCACCACCGACAAGAUCGGCGAGAACAUCUCUGGAGGAGCCGACAAGGCAGCUUCCGCCGUUCAACCAUGUACGAUAUUCCUUUCUUCUUCCACCCUCAAACUCCAUCUCACAGCAUGCUAACACCCCACCUCCAGCCGACCAAAAAUCCACCACCCAAAAAGCGACAGACAAGACCCGCAGCGGCGCCGACGAUGCCCAAAACCAAGGAAAGGGAAUCCUCGGUUCCGUCUCGGACACCGCUGGUAAUGCCGCGAGUACUGUGACUGAUACCCUCUCCAACACAGGUAUGUACUCAUCAUCCUUUCACUUCCCAUCAUUCACUACAAUAUAACUAACACAACCUCCUUGCCGCAGCAUCCUCCCUCACCGGCAACAAAGACACAAAGUAAACUGUUUUUGCACGAGGAUAUGAAAUGUGAAGGAUGAACCUGGGAAGAAGUUGUAUUUCACUUAGCGUUGGGAAUGGACUUUUUACUUUUGCCUGAUGGCUUACUUUAUGAUUGUAUGAUAUGAUAUGGAUAUCAGGGAAGGAAAUGAAUGAAGGGCUAGGAAUGGCUAGGAAUAAUCAUUUGUGUUGGUAGUUGAGAAUAAAUACGC